Ascochyta rabiei is the source of this 570-nucleotide messenger RNA. RefSeq lists its product as uncharacterized. The transcript has 3 exons. NCBI's taxonomy places the organism in Eukaryota, Fungi, Ascomycota, Dothideomycetes, Pleosporales, Didymellaceae. Gene Ontology annotation, molecular function: RNA binding; structural constituent of ribosome. Bases 1 to 570 code for a protein of 189 amino acids. Gene Ontology annotation, biological process: translation. The record is from RefSeq and is a predicted model, not a curated record. Gene Ontology annotation, cellular component: cytosolic large ribosomal subunit; ribosome.
AUGGGAAUUGAUCUCGACCGCCACCAUGUUCGAGACGGGCACCGCAAGGUCCCUAAGUCGACCAACCCCUACGUUAAGCUGUUGGUUCGUCUGUACAAGUUCCUUGCCCGCCGCACCGAUGCGCCCUUCAACAAGGUUGUCCUCCGCCGUCUUAUGAUGUCCAAGAUCAACCGCCCCCCCGUCUCCCUCUCCAAGAUCAUCGCAACUGCCGCCAACAAGGCCAACGCGAAGACCAACGAGGGCAAGACCGUUGUCGUUGUCGGCACCGUCACCGACGACAACCGCCUCCUCGACCUUCCCAAGCUCUCCGUCGCUGCCAUGCGCUUCACUGCCUCGGCCCGCGCCCGCAUCGAGAAGGCUGGUGGUGAGGUCCUCACCAUCGACGAGGUUGCCACCCGUUUCCCCACUGGUGCCAACACUCUGCUCCUCCGUGGACCCAAGAACGCCCGUGAGUCCGUCAAGCACUUCGGCUUCGGUCCCCACUCCAACAAGAAGCCCUACGUCGAGUCCAAGGGCCGCAAGUUCGAGCGUGCUCGUGGCCGCAGAAGGUCCAGGGGUUUCAAGGUCUAA